Molecule: messenger RNA, 1934 nt
Organism: Carlito syrichta (Philippine tarsier)
Lineage: Eukaryota; Metazoa; Chordata; Mammalia; Primates; Tarsiidae
Gene: POC5
Product: POC5 centriolar protein
Exons: 11
Coding region: 10-1707 (565 amino acids)
Cellular component (GO): centrosome
Source: RefSeq, a predicted model, not a curated record
CUGUGCAGAAUGUCAUCAGAUGAGAAAUAUUCACGUCCAGUUGUGCAAAAUGAAUCCAAUCAAGGCAGUUCUGUCUCUUCAGAUCUUCAGGAGGAGUAUGAAGAGCUGCUUCGCUAUGCGAUGGUGACUGAACCCAGUGCCGCCCUGUCAUCUCAUCCCAAGGGAGAAGUAGGGCCAGAGGCCAGAGGUCCUGGGGCAGGGGAUACUGUUCUUCACAAUCCAGGAAGUAACUCUGUCGUAAGAGAAACUGCAAUGGAAGUUGGAAAAGGAUGUGAUUUCAAUGUGUCAAGUCAUUCAAAGACAGAUGGCUCAUCACCGGUGCUGUCACCAAGGAGACCUUCUCACCCAGUCAUGGACUUUUUCAGUUCACAUCUUUUUGUUGACUCUUCCUCACCAGCAACUAAUUCUAGUCAUACAGAGACCCAUGAAAUUAUUGUGAAUGAUUUUCUUGUUUCUGAUGAAAACCUUCACAAGAUGGAAAAUGUACUUGAUCUUUGGAGUUCAGGUCUUAAGACAAACAUCAUAUCCGAACUAAGUAAAUGGAGACUUAAUUUUAUUGACUGGCACCGAAUGGAAAUGAAAAAAGAGAAAGAAAAACAUGCAGCACAUGUAAAACAACUGAACAGCCAGAUUGACGACUUGAAAGAGCUACAGAAAACCUUUGAAAUCUCCAUUGGGAGAAAAGAUGAGGUGAUUUCUAGCUUGUCCCAUGCCAUAGGCAAGCAAAAGGAAAAGACAGAGUUGAUGAGAAACUUCUUCCACUGGCGAAUUGGCCAUGUCAAAUCCAGACAGGACGUUUAUGAAGGCAAGCUAGCUGACCAGUACUUCCAGAGAAAGCUACUGAAGAAAGUCUGGAGAGGCUGGCGUGCCGUGGUACAGAAGCAGUGGAAGAAGGUGGUAGAGCAAGCUUGCCAGGCAAGGGCUGAGGAAGUUUGUGUUCAGAUUUCCAAUGAUUAUGAAGCCAAAGUUGCUAUGUUAUCUGGAGCUUUAGAAAACGCCAAAGCUGAAAUUCAAAGAAUGCAACAUGAAAAAGAACACUUUGAAGACUCCAUGAAAAAGGCUUUCAUGAGGGGUGUAUGUGCAUUAAACCUGGAAGCCAUGACUAUAUUUCAAAACAGAAAUGAUACAGGGGUAGACUUCACAAAUGGUAAGAAGGAAGAGUAUGGUCCUGGUGUACAAGGAAAAGAACAUUCUGCUCACUUAGAUCAAUUGGCUCCUUCGAUGCCGGUUCCGUCACCACUGCUGCCAUCCCCACCAGCUGUGGCGGGCGGAGUCCCCUCUGCCGCCUCUAUGACAUCUGCCGGGGCUGCUUCUGCAUCUUCUAGCCACGUUCCUGUUUCCGUUCUGGGUGCAGGAUCUGGAGCCACUGCUACCUCGGAAGAAAUGUAUGUGCCAAGAGUUGUGACUUCUGCACAGCAGAAAGCUGGAAGAACAAUUACAGCCCGGAUCACAGGGAGAUGUGAUUUUGCUUCAAAAAACAGAGUCAGUAGCAGUUUAGCUGUGAUGGGAGUUUCUCCUCCCAUGAGCUCGGUUGUUGUGGAAAAACAUCAUCCAGUCACAGUGCAAACCAUUUCUCAAGCAACUGCAGCAAAAUAUCCCCGGACCAUUCAUCCUGAAAGCGGUGCCUCAGCUUCCAGAUUACUCGGAACCAGAUCUGCUCACACCCAGUCUCUCACUAGUGUCCAUUCCAUAAAAGUGGUUGACUGACGUGAAUGUGUUCAUAGUGAGGUCUUGCGGUUCCUCUGGUUUUACCAAGGACUCAAAGUCUGUAGUUUUUAACUCUUCUAUAUUCUUAGAACAUCAUGGAUUCAUCAUGUUCACCUGUUCAGAAUUACAAGAGACUUUUUCAAGCUCUACCAUCCUUUGUAAUUAUAUGUAGAAAUUAUUUUAAUGUUAUAUUUUAUUUAAACAAUUAAGUAAAACUUUUUUAAAUU